AUGGCUGGGAAGGCAGCUGCCGGCCAGAAGAAGCCCCCGCAGCCCCCCAAGAAGAAUGCAGGAAGCAACUUUCCCGGCCCUGCAACUGCGGGGCAGCCUGGGAACAAGACGCACUACCAGGUCACGCAGGAGGAUGAGGUCAUGGUGUUGAAGGCCAUCUAUGGAGAAGACUUUAUUGAGCACAACACGACCCAUGGCGCGUGGAAGAAACCUGAGCCGGCAUUUGACAUAAGAGUGCGGGCCCUGUCUGACCAGGAUCUUGCUGUCACUCUUUCCUUUGUCCUGGUGGCGACAUAUCCAAAGUCGCCGCCUCUUUUGACUGUCAAGAACGAGAGUGGGCUGCGGGAAUCAACAAGGUUUAAGAUCCAGACGUUUGUGGACACAAAGCCCAAAAUCUUUGCCAAGGAUGAAGAGGAAAUGGUCGACCGGAUUGUCGAAGGUGUCCGUGAUAUCCUGGAAGAAGCCGCCAUCAAGAAGGCCAAAGGUCUCGAGAUUCCCUCCCUGGAGGAAGAACGAGCCGCCCAUGCGGCAGAAAUGGGCAGGCUGGCCCACCAGGAGAAGGAGCUUGAAGAACGCAAGAAGCUCGAGGAGUCCAAGGAGGAGGAGAGAGUCCUGGGCGACAUGCUCCAGGAAGAACUCAAACGCCAGAAGACUAAGGCCAAGGAGUCGAGGAAGAAGAACAGGUCUCGGCAACUUUCGCCGGGCCGUGCGGCCGAAGAUCCCCGGGACACGGACGAAGCCGUCGUGUUUGACCAACCCUGCAAGCUUACCGAUGGAUCUGGAAAUGCCUUGUAUUUCCAGACCGUUAUUGGCAAGGUACUCUUCAGGGAAGGUCCAGUGACGGCAGUAUACAAGGUCAAGCCCGUGCUAUCAGCGAGGGUGGUUCGGCCCAGCCUUGCUCUGAAGCAGGUAGAGCUGAAAUCCCAAGGAAAAGACUCGGUUCAAUUCAAGAAACAGUUGCAGUCCUUGGAGGCGCAACUCGAGUCGCUGAAAAAGCUCCACCACCAGAACCUUCUUCAGUUACUUGAUUUCAGAAUCGACCGCUCCAUUAGCGAGUCUUCGCCGACCGUCUGGACUGUCAGCAUUCUCGGCCCUCUUGCCGGCAGGGGCCCACUCGAUGAGCUUCUUGAACUGGCUGGUCAUAUCGAUGUCAGCAAGGCUAGAAUAUGGACUGCGAAUCUCCUCGAAGGCCUAGGCUAUCUGCAUAACAAUGGCCUUGUUCACCAGGAUAUCCACCCCGGAAAUAUUCUCCUCUGCAGAGAGCCGGCAGGGGAUAUAGUCCCGAAAAUUGCCGACUCGGGAUACCAGAGGGAACUGCACAACAUUUGCGCCCAAGCACCUCUCUUGGCUUCGACAAGGGCAGCAAAAUCGGCGUACUGGUUUCCUCCCGAGAUAGCCGGCGUAUCAAAGCCACAAUAUACCCAAAAGACGGAUGUCUGGGAGUUCGGUAUAGUCUUUUUGCAGAUGAUUUUUGGUCUCGACGUCCCGGAGAAGUACCACUCUCCAGCUUCGUUGAUGGAAUCUCUAUAUCUGUCUCCUCAACUGGAAGAGCUUGUGACAAAGUUCUUCAAAUCGGACCCCAAGAAGCGGCCUCGGGCCUUUGAGUUGAGCUCGAGCGAAUUCCUGGCGACCAAUGCCCCGAUUCUAGCCGACGACGAGUCUGCAGCCAUGUCGGGGUCGUUGACCUUGUCUCAGUCUCACCAGCGGAGAACACGCCACGACUCUACAAACCGAGGUGUAAUCUCUAGAUACGUAGAAGACUAUUGGGAAGAAGCUCGUAUUGGAAAAGGAGGGUUUGGCGAGGUGGUUAAAGCUCGGAAGAUUAUUGACGGAAGACUUUAUGCCAUCAAAAAGAUCACCCAGAAGUCCAAAGAGACGCUGUCCGAAACAUUAAAAGAGGUUCGGCUGCUCUCACAGAUGAACCAUGCGUCCGUUGUUCGAUACUUCAAUACCUGGUAUGAGUCGUUUGCCGACUCUUCAGACGCUGAAGGCGACACCUCCACUGAAGGAGGAAACACUGAGGAUUCGCGAGAUACUGUUACCCCUGAUAUCGACGUGCAGUUCGGUGCAGACAGUAAAGACAGCAACACGGAACCUUCUGUGGAUAGCAACACCGGAGGCUUGGAUUUCAUGUCGUCGAGUGGCCAUCCAUAUGUUGAGGAAUCCGACGAUGAAGAUGAAUCGGACGCUCAAGAAGAAGCCGAGUUUUCUGCUUCUGACGAUGAUACCGCAUCAACCUCCGACGAAAGACCAAAAGAUCAGCUUGCUGUUCCGCCCAGGCGUGUCAGAAGAGGCAGUACUCGCCCUUUUAGAACAAUAUUGUACAUUUCCAUGGAGUAUUGCGAGAAACGGACCCUGCGAGAUCUCAUAUCUCGCCACCUCUGCAGGGAACCCCAAGAGGUUUGGCGAUUGUUUCGUCAGAUACUUGAAGGCCUAGUUCACAUCCACGGCCUCAACAUCGUGCAUCGGGACCUCAAGCCCGAGAAUAUCUUCAUUAGCGCUACCUCUGACGGUGUCGAGAAUGUUAAGAUUGGUGACUUUGGGCUCGCAACAACCGAGCAGCUGACAGCAGAUAGAAUUCCAGCUACCAUGGACUCGGGCGACUUGACUCGAAGCAUCGGCACGGCCGUUUACGUUGCUCCAGAAGUGAGGACUGGAGGAAGCGGUGGAUAUACGGCCAAAGUCGACAUGUACUCCCUGGGUGUCAUCUUUUUUGAAAUGUCAUAUCAGCCUAUGCUUGGAAUGCAGCGCGCAUUAGUACUCGAGCAAGUACGGCGCUCUCUGCCAACUCUCCCGUCCGACUUCAAGUCCAUCGACAAGAACCACGUGGAGAUUCUUCUCUCACUCCUUAACCACAAUCCAAAGGAACGGCCCUCAAGUCAAGAACUGUUGAAGAGUGGGAAGUUGCCUGUUCAGAUGGAGAGCGAGGUAAUACGACGUGCAAUCGACGGACUGGCGGACCCGGACUCUCCCUACUUCAAGAAGAUGCUUUCCACUUUAUUUUCCCGGCCCGUCGAGCAAGCAAAGGACUACGCCUGGGAUAUGUCUUCUUCUGCGCCGAGCAAUUCGGACCUCAUGAGGCAAUAUAUUGUAAAAGACACGCUAAUCUCGAUUUUCCGACGACACGGUGCUAUCGAAGCCCCAGCGGCCGCUCUUUACCCCCGGUCAACCAAUUACGGCCAGAAUGCUGUGCGGUUGCUUGAUCAGAGUGGCACAGUACUCCAAUUGCCGUACGAUCUGAUGAUGGGCCACGCUCGCUCCUUGGCAAGACUGACGAAUGGCCCCGUACCGCAACGCUCAUACUCCUUUGGGAACGUAUUCAGAGAACGCCAUGGUGGCGGGCAGCCUGACGUCUACGUAGAGGUCGACUUCGAUAUUGUCACUACCGACGCCUUAGAUCUUGCCUUGAAGGAGGCUGAAGUGAUCAAGGUGGUGGACGAAAUCGUCUCGGCAUUUCCCACGACAUCUUCAACUCCGAUGAGUUUUCAUCUAGGGCACUCGGAUCUCCUGGACUUGAUCUUUGAGCAUUGCGGAAUCCACCCAAGUGCCAGACGUCGAGCUGCGGACACCCUCAGUAAACUCAAUAUUCGCAGCUUCGGCUGGACAAAAGUCCGCGGUGAGCUCAGAUCUCAGGCCAUUGGAAUUUCAGCCACUAGCAUUGAUGAGCUGCAGAGGUUUGAUUUCCGAGACUCUCCGAGCAAGGCCAUCUCAAGAGUGAAGAGUCUGUUCGAGGGAAGCGAGGGUGACUUGUCUCAGAAGGCAUCCUCUGUACUGGCUCACCUCAAGGAAGUAUAUGAGUACACGAAGAGAUUCGGCGUCUCAAAAAAGAUAUAUAUAAGCCCCUUGCACAGCCUGAACGAGAAUUUCUUCCGUGGAGGGGUACUUUUCGCUUGCCUCUACGAUAAUAAGGUUAUGGACAUUUUUGCGGCUGGUGGCCGCUACGACAGCCUGAUCAAAGAGCAUCGUCUGAAGACUGGCGUUCGCUUCGAAGAGAGACAUGCGGUCGGCUUUAGCAUGAACUGGGAAAAGCAGCUGGCGAAGCAAAUACCAAAAUCUGCUGGCAAGGCAUUCCUCAAGAGAGCCGCCGAGGAAGAGGGCCACGGAAUAUUCAGCGCAAAACGGUGCGAUAUUUUAGUUGCAAGUUUUGACCCAUCCGUCCUGCGGUCUUCGGGUAUAGAGCUCGUCCAGACUCUGUGGGCACACGGCAUAAGCGCCGAACUUGCCAGAGAUUCUCGCUCGCCCGAUGAUCUCCUUUCUAGCUACCGAGACGAAUCUUAUAGCUGGAUUAUCAUCAUAAAACAGGAUAACAUGCUAAAGAUCAAGACCGUGGGACGGAAGGACGCUCAGGAUGCCGACAUCGCCGCCAAGGAAUUGCUCAGCUGGCUAAAGGUCGAGAUCCGCGAGCGCGACGCCCGAUCCGUGGUCAAGUUGCGGAGCGGCGCAAAUGUGCCAGUAACGGAGUCAACCCACGGGUUGGAUGGCGGGACUGGGCAGGAUGUGCAUAUUCUUGUUGCCCAGACCAAGAGCAAAAAGUUCAAUCGCCAUGCAGUGGUCGAGCAAGCCCAAGCCAGCGCUUCGCGACUGGCGCAAAGCUUCCUUGAGGGCCCCGUUGCGGCCAUUGAGACAUCUGACAAUGUCGUUGAGAUGAUAAACACCACGAGCCUGUCUGACACGGAGAGCUGGAAGAAAGUAGAGCAGUCGGUCGGCACGGUCGAGAGGAAUUACGUGAGGGAGAUACACGACAUGCUGGAAGCAUGGCGAUGGGAGUGGGAGGCCAAAAAGGGGCCCGGUCAUGCAUUUGUCUACAACUUCCGGACGGGCAAGUGUAUAUACUACGAUCUAGGGGCCUAG
This is a messenger RNA of Lasiosphaeria miniovina, 4851 nucleotides long. RefSeq names its product anticodon binding domain of tRNAs-domain-containing protein. Bases 1 to 4851 code for a protein of 1616 amino acids. Gene Ontology annotation, biological process: DNA damage checkpoint signaling; regulation of translational initiation by eIF2 alpha phosphorylation; negative regulation of cytoplasmic translational initiation in response to stress. Gene Ontology annotation, cellular component: cytosol; cytoplasm; nucleus. The transcript is spliced from 6 exons. Gene Ontology annotation, molecular function: protein binding; eukaryotic translation initiation factor 2alpha kinase activity; ATP binding. The record is from RefSeq and is a predicted model, not a curated record. NCBI's taxonomy places the organism in Eukaryota, Fungi, Ascomycota, Sordariomycetes, Sordariales, Lasiosphaeriaceae.